Messenger RNA from Lycium barbarum (goji berry), 1080 nucleotides. RefSeq names its product LRR receptor-like serine/threonine-protein kinase RGI5. The transcript is spliced from 4 exons. The record is from RefSeq and is a predicted model, not a curated record. The coding region runs from base 1 to 1080 and encodes 359 amino acids. Lineage: Eukaryota; Viridiplantae; Streptophyta; Magnoliopsida; Solanales; Solanaceae. Gene Ontology annotation, molecular function: protein binding.
AUGGGACUAAUAGGCACCAUCCCUCCUCACUUGGGAAAUUUGUCUUUCUUGGUUUCCCUUAAUAUCAGUAGCAACGGUUUCCAUGGAAUUCUGCCUCGAGAGUUAGCUAAUUUGCGCAUAUUAGAGUUUUUAAUUGUCACUUCUAAUAAGUUCACUGGAGAUAUUCCGUCAUGGUUCUCUCUUUUUUCAAAACUCCAGCACUUGCAUUUGGCGAUUAACAGUUUCACAGGUAUUAUUCCACCGGCCAUUUAUAAUGCUUCCAAGCUUGAGAGUUUAGUGUUGGGAUUUAAUCAAUUACAAGGGGAAAUUCCGAAUGAAAUUGGUAACCUUCGGAACUUGACAUGGUUGAGCUUGGGAUCAAAUCAGCUAACAGGCUCUGUACCACUUAGCCUGUUCAACAUUUCAUCGUUAGAACGUUUGGUUCUGACAAACAAUAGUUUGUCAGGGAGCCUUCCUGUUGAUAUAUGCUCGAAUCUCCCAGAACUUACGAUUGGGUAUUUGAAUGAUCUGUCUGUUUUAUAUCUUGGUCGCAAUGACUUGAGUGGUGAAAUUCCAGAAGAGAUUGGAAAUCUCCGUAAUCUAGAGAUAUUGGAUGCACAGAACUGUCCUAUUCCAUCUACAAUAUGUAACAUGUCAAACAUAAGGGGCAUCUCAUUUUUGGGGAACUUCUUUACUGGAAAUCUUCCAUCAGAUAUAGGACUUGGCCUUCUUAAUCUUGAAGAACUUUAUCUUGAUUACAAUAACCUUACUGGAUCCAUCCCUAAAUCUCUUUCAAAUGCUUCAAACAUUUUCCGGCUGGCAAUUGGAUAUAAUAACUUUUCUGGUUCUUUUCCAAGGUCAUUUGGUAAUCUAAGACGUUUAGAGUACCUAAACGUGAACGACAAUCAUUUCACAAAAGGAUCUUCAUCUCAAGAGUUGACUUUCUUCAAUUCCUUGACAAAUUGCAGACAUUUACGACAACUUUGGAUAGGUUAUGAUUCACUCAAUGGAAAUCUGUCGGCUUCUGUUGGAAAUCUCUCAAGUUCUCUUGACUAUGUUUAUGCUGCUUAUAGUGAAAUCAAAGGCAGCAUUCCCAAUUAA